AUGACGGAGGCCGGGCCCGUGCUGUCCAUGUGCCCGGCGUUCGCCAAGGAGCCGACGCCCGCCAAGCCGGGGUCGUGCGGCACGGUGGUGCGCAACGCGGAGCUCAAGGUGGUGGACCCCGACACGGGCCUCUCCCUCGGCCGCAACCUCCCCGGCGAGAUCUGCAUCCGGGGCCCGCAGAUCAUGAAAGGGUACCUGAACGACCCGGAGGCCACCUCGAGGACGAUCGACGUCGACGGCUGGCUCCACACCGGCGACAUCGGCUACGUCGACGACGACGACGAGGUCUUCAUCGUCGACCGCGUCAAGGAGCUCAUCAAGUUCAAGGGCUUCCAGGUACCACCGGCCGAGCUCGAGGCUCUGCUCAUCGCCCACCCAUCCAUCGCCGACGCAGCCGUCGUCCCGCAAAGGGAUGACGCCGCCGGCGAGGUCCCUGUCGCCUUCGUGGUCCGCGCCGCCGACUCCGACAUCGCGGAGGAUGCCAUCAAGGAGUUCAUCUCCAAGCAGGUGGUAUUCUACAAAAGGCUACACAAGGUGUACUUCACCCCCUCCAUCCCCAAGUCGGCGUCCGGGAAGAUCCUGAGGAGAGAGCUGCGCGCCAAGCUCGCGGCGGCCGCGACCGCUUGA
This is a messenger RNA of Miscanthus lutarioriparius, 627 nucleotides long. Lineage: Eukaryota; Viridiplantae; Streptophyta; Magnoliopsida; Poales; Poaceae. The record is from the annotation of a GenBank genome assembly.